AUGGUACCAGCAAUAAUUGGAAUGGUUGGCACUGAGGCAGUGGCCAGUGGCAGGGCUGAAAUCUUUGAAGAUAAUGGAACCUUUGACUGUAACCUUGAUCUGUCCAAAUUCUUUUACAAAGUCCACAUGCAAGUCACAAUGGAUAUGAAUGACUCAACAAGACAUGGGAGUGAGUUUUUUAAGGCAGCUCACACAAAUGACACCAUCAAUAUGAAAGCCUUAUUGACAAGUGAAGAUUUUGACCCCUAUGUUCGAGGGAAUUUAGAAGAAACAAUACUGCAUUCAGCUUUGUUCAAUGGUAAUAAGGAAAUUGCAGAGUUAAUUCUGGAUAGGAUACCAUCACUGAUCAAUGAACCCAUGACGUCUGACAUGUACAAAGGUGAGACACCCAUGCACAUUGCUGUUCUGAAACAAGAUGUAGAAAUGGUUAAGGAACUGUUGAAUCGAGGUGCUGAUGUGGUAAAUGCACGUGCAACUGGUUCAUGCUUUGUUCCAGGAGAAGAAUGUCAGUGUUACUAUGGUGAAUAUUUGUUGUCAUUUGCAGCAUGCAUUGGCAAUGAAGAGAUUGUCAGAACUCUUAUCAAGCACAGUGCUCCAUUAGAGGCACAGGAUUCCUUAGGUAAUACAGUGCUUCAUGUGUUGGUUACACAAUCGGAAAAGAAACAGAAGUAUUCCAUGUAUGAUCUCAUCACAUCACUUGUGUCUGAGAAACAACAGCCAAGUCUUGAGAACAUUGUGAACAAUGAUGGCUACACUCCAUUGAAGCUGGCAGCAGCUGAGGGUGAUUUGGAGAUGUUCAACUUUUUGGUGCAAAAACAAAAGAAAAUAUACUGGACAAUGGGGACAAUUUCUUACUGUGUCUAUGAUCUCACCAACAUUGAUACAUGGGGUGAUCAAAAAUCAGUUCUGGACAUCAUAACAACAAGCAGGAAUAGAGAGGUUCAUAAACUCAUUGAUGCUAAACCAGUGAAGGAAUUAUUGCAUCAGAAGUGGAUUUCAUUUGCAUACAAGUAUUUUCUAAUGUGGAUGUUUUCCUAUAGUAUGUACAUCACAAUAUUCACCAUCUCAAGCUUGUACCGGCCCUUGAAACCAGUUCCACCUGGCCAAUUUGGUGACUACAUUGUUAAAACACAAAAGACUCUAGCAGAAUCCUAUCAAACAAAGGAAGACUACUUGAGACUCCUGGGUGAGCUAAUAACUAUCGUUGGAGCACUGGUAAUACUCAUCAGUGAGGUCCUGUAUUUAUACAAGAUUGGUCCAAAAAAUUACUUUGGGAAUACGUCAAUUGGAGGACCUUUUCCAUUACUACUGGUCUGUUACUCCCUUUUGAUUGCUGUGGCAGUUAUUAUGAGAAUCCAAGCUGAUGCUGGAGAAGCAGUUCCAAUCUCCUUUGCUUUGAUCAUCGGGUGGUGCAACACCAUCUAUUUUGCCAGAGGUUUUAAAACAUUUGGGAAAUUUUCUAUUAUAAUACAAAAGCUAAUAUUUGGAGAUUUUAUGCAUUGGUGCUGUCUGGUAUUUAUCUGUAUCAUUGGAUUUACCUUUGCAUUUUACCUUAUGUUUCAGACUUUAGAUUUGGCAGAUUAUCCGUACUUUAGAGAUUUUUCAAUGACAUUGCGUACCACAUUUGAGCUGAUGAUGGGAUUGAUGGAUAUUCCUCUUCCUUAUAAGAAGCUUACUCCCAACAAUAUAUAUAUUGCCUAUGUCAUGUAUAUGCUAUUUGUAUAUCUCCUGCUGUUAAAUCUGCUGAUUGCGAUGAUGGAUGAUACAUACUGGAGAAUUGCACCAGAAACAGAGGAGCUAUGGAAAGUGCAGAUUGCAGCAACCAUACUGCUUCUAGAGCAACGAAUACCAGCAUUUCUGAAGAUCCGCUCUGGUGUUCCAGGGAGGUCACUGGGCUUUGAUGAUGACAAGUGGUACAUUGGGGUUGAAGAGAUUCUUCCAGAGACAGAAGGAGGAGCCGGAAUGAGCACACAGAGAUAUUCACAAAAUAUAAGAUGGGAUGUGGUUAGAAGAAAUCUUGGAAAAAUCAUAAACAUGAAAGAUUCUUCUGAAUCUACCAUUUUGUAG
Carcharodon carcharias (great white shark) is the source of this 2067-nucleotide messenger RNA. Its product is annotated as transient receptor potential cation channel subfamily V member 6-like. Gene Ontology annotation, biological process: calcium ion import across plasma membrane. The record is from RefSeq and is a predicted model, not a curated record. Gene Ontology annotation, cellular component: membrane. Gene Ontology annotation, molecular function: calcium channel activity; protein binding. Lineage: Eukaryota; Metazoa; Chordata; Chondrichthyes; Lamniformes; Lamnidae. Bases 1 to 2067 code for a protein of 688 amino acids. The transcript is spliced from 16 exons.